Hyphopichia burtonii NRRL Y-1933 is the source of this 764-nucleotide messenger RNA. RefSeq names its product Ucf1p (gene UCF1). Bases 77 to 682 code for a protein of 201 amino acids. The record is from RefSeq and is a predicted model, not a curated record. NCBI's taxonomy places the organism in Eukaryota, Fungi, Ascomycota, Pichiomycetes, Serinales, Debaryomycetaceae. The transcript has a single exon. Gene Ontology annotation, biological process: energy reserve metabolic process.
AUUUAAAAGAAACGAUAAUAAUAAUUUUGAUUCAAAUUUUAUAUAAAAGCUUUAUACGACAGACACUUUGUUGAAAAUGGUGAAGAAGACUAAAUCUAAAUCUCAAGGUAUUCCAUUAGACUUGGACAAUUGCGAAACAUUGGAGCACUUGAAGCCUAUUCCUAAGUCAAGAUCAUCUUCGAUUACAUCUAUUGAGUCGGACGAUGGGUCGAUUUCGUCGGUAUUAAAACCACCUCCAAGGAGGGAGUUUGAAGAAUUGACUGCUUUUGAAAGCUAUAUCCGUGAUGAGACAUGGGAUAAUGAUUUUGACUAUUGCCAUGCCCAUUUAUCUUAUUAUCCACCAUUUAUUUUGAAGGAGGUGCAUAAUAAUUUGGAUAAAAUCAAGCCAACGAUGAAUAAGAAUUCGAGGAAGUUUAGAAGACGCUUACAAAGUCACAUUAAGAGACACUUGAUGAUUGAGAUGGAGAAGUGUUCUGGUUUCAAGAUGGAUUUCGAUAAAGUUGGCAUUGAAGAAACCCCAACUUCAGUAGUUUAUAAGUUUGCUGAUAAUGGAGAUCAUGGGUUUGAUCCGGAUGAAGAGGAUUUGUUUGGUAGACAUUGGAAGUUAGAAUUAGAAGUUAAAUGUAAUAACGAGAAUCCUUUGGUUGAAGUUGAUUAUAAAGCCAUUCCAAUUGGAGUAUGAUCAAUCAUUCCAAUUGGAGUAUGAUCAAUCAUGUGCUGGUGAAACCCCUUUUUAACGACGUACGAUUUGUGUUCAUUUCAUU